This is a messenger RNA of Acromyrmex echinatior (Panamanian leafcutter ant), 3642 nucleotides long. RefSeq lists its product as uncharacterized. Lineage: Eukaryota; Metazoa; Arthropoda; Insecta; Hymenoptera; Formicidae. The record is from RefSeq and is a predicted model, not a curated record.
ACGAGAGCUUCAGUCGCUCUUGACUCUCUGACCAUCGAGAUAUCGGCAAAACAGACAAAACAAGGAGGAUUACUGUGUGUGAUAGGCAAAUUAUUUAUUUGCGAAAGUGGAAACCGCCAUGAAGUUAUUUAGGUGUUUAGUGCCAGUAGUGGUGCUGCUAUUGAUUAAGAACUCCUCUGCGAGACCUGGUGUGUUAGGCGAUUUGAUCGGUGAGAACGUUGGUAGAUUGCUGGAUCCAUUGGGAGUAUUCAGGCCUAAAAGUAGCAAUGCCCACUCCAGCAGCAGUGCUCAGGCAUUGGGAGGAAACGUGAAUUUCGGACCUAUCGGUAUCGGUGGUGGAUACUCCUCAGCUUCGGCUGAUGCGUCGGCGAAUAGUGACGGUGGCUCAGCUUCGGCUUCAGCCAAAGCUGAUGCUCAUGCUAACGGAUAUGGAGGAUACGGUGGUUCGAACGCGAAUGCGCAAGCAUCCGCUAGUGCUAAUGCACAAGGUUCUUCGGGAAAUCCUGGGGGGUAUGUCGACAAUAAUGGUGGAUACAGUUAUUACCCUGGCGUUUCUCAUCAAGUCAGUCAACCGAAUUACGGAAGUUAUGGUGGCUCUCAGUCCAGUGCUAACGCUAACGCGAACGCGAAUGCCAAUGCCAAUGGCGGAGGGUAUUCUGUUGGUCCCUCUUAUUAUCCUUCUAGACCUCAAGCCAGCAUCGGCAACGCUAAUGCUAACGCAAAUGCGAACGCGGGUGCUAACGUCUUAAAUAGUGGCGGCGUGAAUGUGAUUCCCAACAAGUAUCCUAGUGGAGGAAUAGAUAAAAUAGAAGUAAUUCCUGUAAACACACUGCCGCUUUCUCAACCAACUCCUGUCUAUUCGAUACCUCAACGACUGCCUGGAACUAAUAAGGGAAAUGUGAUUGUCGUUGUCGAGGAAUCCCCGCAAUAUCCGCCAUAUCAUCGUCCGAGUCCUCCUCAUCGCCAUCAUCACCACCGUCAACCGCAUUAUAGUAAACCAAAACAGCAGCCCAUCGAGGUCAUCAUCAUUGAGGAGCCAAGGCCUAAUCCAGCUGGUGGCGGAAAUGGCGGUAUUCAAGGAACGCAUCCUGGAUAUAAAGACAAUCCGUUUUUAUCCAAUGGCGCUGGAUCAAACGCUAAUGCUAAUGCCCAUGCUAACGCUCAAGCAAGUGCGAGUGCAAAUGGCGGAAGUAGACAUAAUUAUCAACAAGGUGGAUAUCAGCAAGGUGGAUAUCAACAAGGUGGAUAUCAGCAAGGUGGAUAUCCGCAAGGUGAAUAUCAGCAAGGUGGACAUCAACAAAGUGAAUAUCAAGGACAUCAAAGCGGACAUCAAGGCGGAUAUCAGUCAGGAGGAUAUCAACAAGGCGGACAUCAACAAGGUGGCAGUUAUCCAGUAGAAUCAUCAGGACACGAAAAUCCAAUUGGCGGUGAUAAUCCCUUUCUGUAUUCCGGCGGACAUUCCAGUAGCAACAUCGGUGCUAAUGCUAACGCAAAUGCUGGAGCUGGCGCUAUCGCCGGAGAACAACCGAUAGGUACCAAUAAUCCGUUUCUUAAUGGUGGCGUAUCCCAAAAUGUCGGAGGAGGAGGAAACUAUCCAGGAAGUUCGAGCGUUUUGAGCGAUAAACCCAAAGGGGGGAGCAUUUCUUAUCCGGGACAAUCAUCCGGAGGAUUCCCUGGCUCAUUCGGAUUGGGGGGAGCCAAUGCUGGCGCCAAUGCCAAUGCCAAUGCCGGUGCUGGAGCCGAUAAUGUUGGAGGAGGUCCGAUCAAACAAAAUCCAAUAGUUAGCUCUGGCGGACACGGUGGCGGAUCUUCGGGAGUUCUUGAUGGCUACGAAGGUCACGGAUCUAGUCCAAACUUUGAUGGAUUUGGAGGACAAGUCGGUGGUUCAUCUGGUGCUAACGCUAAUGCUAAUGCUAACGCUGGUGCCACUAACACUGGAGGAUCUGGUGGACAUGGACCCAUUUUCGGAGGAUCCGGAGGUCACGGUGGGGGCUCUUUCGGUAAUCAAGGCAGUGGAUUUGGAACUAAUGGUGCAAAUAUUCACGGUGGACAUGCUGGAGGUUCUUCCGGAGCCAAUGCUAACGCCAAUGCCAAUGCCAAUGCCGGAGCCGCCGGAACUAUUCAUGGAACUAUCCCUGGAGGAUCUGGAGGUCACGGAGGAUCCUCCGGAUACGGUGGGGGCUCUUUCGGUAAUCAAGGCAGUGGAUUUGGAACUAAUGGUGCAAAUAUUCACGGUGGACAUGCUGGAGGUUCUUCCGGAGCUAACGCCAAUGCUAAUGCCAAUGCCGGAGCCGCCGGAACUAUUCAUGGAAUUAUUCCUGGAGGAUCUGGAGGUCACGGAGGAUCCUCCGAAUACAGUGGGGGCUCUUUCGGUAAUCAAGGCAGUGGAUUUGGAACCGGUGGUGCAAAUAUUCACGGUGGACAUGCUGGAGGUUCUUCCGGAGCUAACGCUAACGCCAAUGCUAAUGCCAAUGCCAAUGCCGGAGCCGCCGGAACUAUUCAUGGAACUAUCCCUGGAGGAUCUGGAGGUCACGGAGGAUCCUCCGAAUACAGUGGGGGCUCUUUCGGUAAUCAAGGCAGUGGAUUUGGAACCGGUGGUGCAAAUAUUCACGGUGGACAUGCUGGAGGUUCUUCCGGAGCUAACGCUAACGCCAAUGCUAAUGCCAAUGCCAAUGCCGGAGCCGCCGGAACUAUUCAUGGAACUAUCCCUGGAGGAUCUGGAGGUCACGAAGGAUAUGGCGGUGGUGCUAAUGCCAAUAGUAAUGCCAAUGCUAACGCUGGAAGUUUCGGUGGUGGCUCUGGUGGAUACGGAAACGAUGUUAAAGGAACAGGACAUGCCGGAGGACAUGGUGGUCAAAGCGGAUUCGGUAAUCAAGGCGGAUUCGGCGGAUCAGUCGGAGGAGGCUCAAACGCCAACGCACAGGCGUCUUCUAAUGCAAUUGCGUCCGGCGGUGGAUCGGCAUCAGCAAACAGCAAAUCGUCAGCUCUCGUUAACGGAUUAGGAUCUGCAAAAGCCGACGCGUCCAGCAGUGCGUCUUCAGGAUCUUACGGUGAAAUAGGAUCGAAAAGUUCAGCGUCAAGCCAAGCAUCAGCUUCAGCCGAUACUAGGGAUAUGCUAAUUUUUAAUUAAACAUUGUGAUAUAACAAAACGAAUCGACGAGAAGACUCGAAAGAGUUUUCUUGGCCAUAAUAACGAUAUAAUACUCCGAUUUAUACUUCGAUGUUCCACGAACAAACUUACUUACGCCGUACAAAUAUUAUAUUGUUUAAUUUUGCGACGAGAAUUAAAGAUUAAUUAUUGAAAAAUUAGAAAUAUGCAUAUCAUAAAAGCUGUCUAUUAAUAAAUACGUUUAAAUUUAUGAUCACGAGUUAUACAUUUGAACGUAUUCUUAGAAAUUGUGAUUGUAAAUUGGAGAUUUGAUGUUGAAAAUAAGUUCAAUUUUAAAAAUAGAUAAACAGUCUUGAGCAUUUAUUAGAAAACGUGUAAGGACAACUAUUUAUUUGUAUUUGUAUUGCAAAUGUUGAAGGCAGAUCGAAUAUUGUUUCUCUCGAUGUAAUGAAAUGUGUAAGAUGAAAAUUAUGACAUCAGAACUUAAGACAAAAGAUUCUUUGGCUCACAGAAAUAUAAUUUAGACAAACCUA